Dermochelys coriacea (leatherback sea turtle) is the source of this 3191-nucleotide messenger RNA. It is a transcript of the gene PAX5, whose product is annotated as paired box 5. The record is from RefSeq and is a predicted model, not a curated record. Gene Ontology annotation, biological process: anatomical structure development; regulation of transcription by RNA polymerase II. The transcript is spliced from 10 exons. Bases 596 to 1768 code for a protein of 390 amino acids. Lineage: Eukaryota; Metazoa; Chordata; Testudines; Dermochelyidae. Gene Ontology annotation, molecular function: RNA polymerase II cis-regulatory region sequence-specific DNA binding; DNA-binding transcription factor activity, RNA polymerase II-specific.
GGCGCCUCGCUCCGCCAUGGGCGCGCAGUAGCCGCGGGGCAGCCGACACGGGCAGCGGGAUGGGAGCGCAGCGCCGGGCGCCGGAGCCUGCCGGGGCGGAGCGGCGGGCGUGAGGGAGCCGAGGCGCCCGCCCGGCAUGGUCGGAGCCCCCGGCCCGCCUCGCCCAGCGCCCUGCAGCUUCCCCGGGGCGGGGAGCCCCCGACAGGUCCCGCUCCGGCCCGCAGCCGCCCGCUCCGGGAUCGCGGCGUCCCCGCUCCGGCCCCUGGAUUGCUCCGGCCCCGCCUGAGGAGCUGUGCCCGCCCGGGGCUCGCCUGACCUUCUGCAUGGCGCCCUGAGCCGCCCCGCUGCUGGGAACCCCAGAGCCGGCGGGAGACCUGCGGGGACCGGGCGGGACUGGGAACCGGACCGUCCCGAACUGCUCCCCCGCCCGGAGUGACCGGACAUUGCCGCGCUGGGAAGGAGCUUUGUGGGGUGGUUUGUUGCCGGCGUGGAGCUGGAGGUCUGGGCGGUCGGUCCCCGCAGUUUGGGCUGACGGAGCGGGGCUGAGCGCCGGGGAGUUUCAGAGCGGACCGGAUCGCUGCUGGGGACCGCUCCGAUGGAAAUACACUGUAAGCACGACCCGUUUGCAGCAAUGCAUAGACAUGGAGGAGUGAAUCAGUUAGGGGGUGUUUUUGUGAAUGGUCGUCCACUCCCUGAUGUUGUCCGCCAAAGGAUUGUGGAACUUGCCCACCAAGGUGUCAGGCCGUGUGACAUCUCCAGGCAGCUCCGGGUCAGCCAUGGUUGUGUCAGCAAAAUUCUUGGCAGGUACUAUGAGACUGGGAGCAUUAAGCCUGGAGUGAUUGGAGGAUCCAAACCAAAGGUCGCCACACCCAAAGUCGUCGAAAAAAUUGCAGAGUAUAAACGCCAAAAUCCCACCAUGUUUGCCUGGGAGAUCAGGGAUAGACUUCUAGCCGAGCGAGUGUGUGACAAUGACACUGUACCCAGCGUCAGCUCAAUUAACAGGAUCAUACGGACUAAGGUACAGCAACCACCCAACCAGCAGGUCCCAGCCUCUAGUCACAGCAUAGCCUCCACGGGGUCCGUGACCCAAGUCUCGACAGUGAGCACUGACUCCGCAGGCUCCUCCUACUCCAUUAGUGGAAUUCUGGGAAUUACAUCCCCCAGUGCUGAAAGCAACAAACGCAAACGCGAUGAAGGUAUUCAGGAAUCUCCAAUACCAAAUGGCCAUUCCCUCCCGGGUAGAGAUUUCCUUCGGAAACAGAUGCGAGGAGAUCUUUUCACCCAGCAGCAGUUAGAAGUGUUGGAUCGAGUCUUCGAGAGGCAACAUUAUUCUGACAUCUUCACAACAACUGAACCCAUCAAACCAGAGCAGACGACAGAAUACUCAGCCAUGGCAUCAUUAGCUGGCGGAUUAGAUGAUAUGAAGGCCAAUUUAACAAGCCCUACUUCAGCAGAAUUAGGAGCCAGUGUUCCAGGACCACAAUCCUACCCUAUUGUGACAGGUCGUGAAUUGGCAAGCACAACCCUCCCAGGAUACCCUCCUCACGUCCCCCCUGCUGGACAGGGCAGCUACUCUGCUCCAACACUGACAGGAAUGGUGCCUGGGAGCGAGUUUUCUGGAAGUCCAUACAGCCACCCACAAUAUUCAACAUACAAUGACUCCUGGAGAUUUCCCAACCCUGGAUUGCUAGGCUCUCCUUAUUAUUACAGUGCUGCAGCCCGAGGAGCGGCACCCCCAGCGGCUGCUGCUGCCUAUGACCGCCACUGACCCAAGGAGUCUGGAACUCCAGCACUUACUAAACAUAUCAUCCAGGCCGACGGCAUCCGAUUCACCUAGAAAUAACCAUGCAAAUCAGACUGCAAGGAAGGAAGAUGAAAGUAUCCAGGGGGAACCCGCUGGCUGAAAUUUUACUCUUUAAACUGGGUGGACUAAUUAUUGUUAUUUUUUAAAUCAAUGAAAUUCUGGCGAUAUUAACUGGGGUCUCAUACAAAACAAAGAAACAGGAGAAACCAGGUCUGCUGCCAUUCCAUCUGAUUUGAAAGGUACAGUAGCUGCAUCCUACCCACAGCCUACUGAUCUCACUGCCUCUGGUUCUCUCCACUGCGCCUGGGGACUGGAACCAGUUCUGACUCUGAGCAGGCCACCCUGGGAUGUCUCUCUUAAGGUGCAUUGACACAGGCUGUGUGACUCAGCAUGGGCUGUCUGGCUUUUUUUUUCUCUUUUUUUCUUUUUUUUGGUAAAGAAGGAUUGGUCUGCUCAAUUUACACAGCACCAAUGUAAAUAACUUGCUUCUUUGUGUUACUUUUGAGAGUGGCUUAGCGUAAACAGCAACAUGGUACAAAUUAUGAACUCAAAACGCAUCUGAAAAAUGUGUUUUGAAACUGGUGCACUGAUUCAAAGAAUUCAGUAAGCUUUAACCAACUUUGAACCAGGUUAACAUUCAUUGUGGCUAUAUUUGGGGCUGACAUUAUUUCUAUAUACAGCGUCAUAUCUGACAGUCGUGUGUGAACAUGCUAUGAGCUGCCAUGGACCACAUGAGCAACUGAAAGACUUGGGCAGUUUGUGACAUUUUACUGCUAAAUAUUAAUUUAUGUUUAUUUGUAAUCAUAACUAGCACUGAAACAAAUUCUCUGUUUUCAAUUAAAUCACAUCAGAGAAGGAAUUCCUAAUUAAUAACUAACCCAUUAUGUACAUUUAUAUAGAUUACAAUUAUUUCUAUUUUGUAAAGAAAUGAGAACAGUCCCAAGGUGAUGAUUUUUCAAAUUGCUAUCUCAAACAGUAUUACAUUCAGGGCAGCCAUACACACUGAAACAUACAAAUGCUGCUUUACAAAUCAAAUGGAUGGAGGGGGGUGGAGGGGGGACACACAUUUGGGGAUACCCAUAUGUUUAAAUGAAGACAUUUCUCAAAGUCAUUCCUUGUACACAGUGGGCUACAGUAAAUCCAUUCCAUUGGAAUCCAUAAAGUUACACUGGGGAUAAAUUUGGCCCAUUAAUUCUGUAUAUUCUCCCUCCCUCUCAAAGAGAGAGCAUUAAUAGAACCAAGUGACAUUUUAUUCAAUGUUCUCUACUUCCCGGAGCCAAGAAACAGAAGAGGGAGCUUACAAAUGAUUGGUUAAGCUAGUACAGCGAUCACCACCAAUUCCAUGGAACCACAUCAACUACUCAUUUUUCCCUGAAGGAACAGCUCU